AUGGCAGAUCGGUCUAUUGGAGGGGACAAGGAGGUUGGCGAGGUCACUGUCCCGAUCCACGAGCUUUACCAGAAUGUCAAUUCGAAUCUCGGCGAGGAAAAGGUUGUUGAAUAUCAGUUGUCAGUUCAAGAGUUCCCAGCAAACUCUUCUGUUAUGGAUUUGCUGGAAAGGGCUGGUCAAGGUAGUUUUAGAUGGACACCGUAUGGAUUCCCUCUUAAGGAGGAGCUAAGGCCUUGGCUGAACCAUGAACAAGUCAAUGAUCCCACCUGCAAGCUAAAAAUGGGCGAUGUAAUUGAAUUAACUCCGCCCAUACCAGAUAAGUCUUUAACAAAGUGUCGGGAGGAGAUACAGCGCAUGUAUAAUUGUGGUGUUACUAUAUCAAGCACAGUGCUUGCUGCCAGUAGGCCCAGUACUAUGGGUAGCUUGAUAAGUUGA
Messenger RNA from Fraxinus pennsylvanica, 435 nucleotides. The record is from the annotation of a GenBank genome assembly. NCBI's taxonomy places the organism in Eukaryota, Viridiplantae, Streptophyta, Magnoliopsida, Lamiales, Oleaceae.